AUGAAGAGAAAACACGUUGGACCACCCCGAGCGAGUGACCGUCGGGUUUUCAUCAAGACUCUUAACUACGCUCGGCGUUUGUCACGUUUCAAAAAUCGAGAGACUAUCAAAGCUGUUCGUGCAAUAUUCUCCCAGAAGCCUUUACACAAGUUCGAAGUUGCGCAGAUAGUCAAUUUAUGUCCCGAAACAGCUGAGGAGGCUAAGGCACUGAUUCCUUCCCUUGAGAAUAAAUUGGAAGACGAUGACCUUGAUGAAAUCUUGAGAGAUUUGCACAGUAAGAAAACUUUCCAAUAA
Molecule: messenger RNA, 294 nt
Organism: Ostertagia ostertagi
Lineage: Eukaryota; Metazoa; Nematoda; Chromadorea; Rhabditida; Trichostrongylidae
Source: the annotation of a GenBank genome assembly